This is a messenger RNA of Emericellopsis atlantica, 1420 nucleotides long. RefSeq names its product Metallo-dependent phosphatase-like protein. The coding region runs from base 254 to 1330 and encodes 358 amino acids. The record is from RefSeq and is a predicted model, not a curated record. Gene Ontology annotation, molecular function: hydrolase activity. NCBI's taxonomy places the organism in Eukaryota, Fungi, Ascomycota, Sordariomycetes, Hypocreales, Bionectriaceae. The transcript is spliced from 3 exons.
AACUUCCCAGAGGUUGACCAGCUGUACUCAAGAUUUCGCCCUUUCUCUAAGUACUCCCAACAUUUACUAUACAAAAGUCUCGUUUCCAUUGUCCUCGGCCUAUACGCACGGUCAAUCGCUUCCACGAUUUCACUCACCAUUCCCAAAUCACCUUCCGAACUCUCAACUCAUCAAGAAUCGACACGGCGCACACACCAGCCGAUCGAGGCACAAUGCGUUCCUAUCAAGCUUGAGGCGAUCGGAGACCCCAUUCAUGGCACCGCCAAUCUUUCGUCGGACGCGCUUCGUCUGCAUAUCCGACACGCACAACUCGACACCAAAACUACCCCCCGGCGACGUCCUGAUUCACGCUGGUGAUCUCACCAACCAAGGGAGCUACUCCGAGUUGUCACGAGCGGUACAGUGGCUGGAGAAGGCGCCGUACGAGGCCAAGAUUGUGGUUGCAGGGAAUCAUGACAUUACGCUAGACAAAGCCUUUCUCGCGGAACAUGGCGCCCAUUUCCACAAUCAGAACCCUCAAUCUCACGAGGACUGCCUCUCCUUACUCGCAGACUCCCCAACCAUAACAUACCUGGAUCACUCCUCCACGACCGUUCGUCUGAGGACAGGAGUAAGAACAACAUUCUCCAUAUUCGGAUCACCGUACUCACCUAAGCGUGGUUUGUGGGCUUUUGGAUACGAUACGCAGGUUACAUCCACCACAAACAACGACCUCCCGAGGCUCUGGGACGACAUUCCGCUCGACACUGAUAUCGUGGUCACGCAUACACCACCGCGAACGCACUGUGAUAUGGCGCCAGAUAGGGGAUCAACAGGCUGUGAGGCUCUCCGCCAAGCACUCUGGAGAGUCCGUCCACGUCUAGCAAUCUGCGGUCACGUCCAUUCCUCCCGUGGAGCGAGGCGAGUCUCAUGGGAUCUCACGGCCGACCAAACCCCGUACCACGAGAUAUGCGUUGAUGAUUGGCAAGACCCGAGUCCAGAGGGGAGUCACAAGUUAUCUCUUAUUGAAUUGUCCUCCCGCACUGCCAAUCCUCUGCGUAAUGAUGGAAGUCACUGCAUCAAGACACCAUCACCUCCGCUUAUGACAGCGAACCCCUCCUCUACUUCCUCUCCUAGAGAGAAGCACACACACACAGAAAAGUCGUGCUUGGAGAGUGACGAUCCACACUCCCUUCGUUGCGGCGUAGCCGCCCUGCACGGUCGAUUGGGACGUCAAGAGACAUGCAUCGUCAACGCCGCCAUCAUGAAGACAAGCUACCCACACAGAGGGGGCAAGAAGAUGAACAAGCCAAUCGUCGUGGAUAUUGGUCUGCCUGUCUGGGAGGCAUGAUGAUGAUGGUUUCCUCCAUGAACAUUCAUUCCAUGGUGACAUGGCUCAUGCCGAUUGGGCUGAGAAGUGUUGCUAUCCGACUUGCGCCAU